AUGGAUUUGGGCACCGUGCCCAUCAAACUGCAAGGAGUUCUCGACCCAGUCACUGAAUUCCGGCGCGACCUAUUCCAUCGCUCCAUCGAGCCAUAUAAGGCCAGCCUUUCCCAACAGAAUUACGCCGGGACGUUGAGAAACGAGAUUCUUGGGGCUAUUGGGGUCAACGUCAAGGAAAACGCCGUUGAGCUCAUGGAGAAACGGCGGCCCGGCGCCCUCGACGGUAAGCUCAUUUACAUGAGCAGCGUUACCGACCCUUACCAGCCAGUAGAGCGAGAGUUGCAACUGACUCGGGGCAUCCUCGAGAUCAUGGCAGAACGCCACAAACCGAAAUUGGUGAUACAGACCCGCAGUCCCCUCGUGGUCCGCGACUGCGACCUGCUCCGCCGCAUUGAGGACAACGGCGGGCGGGUCCAGGUCAACAUGACCGUAACCACCGACGACGAGGACAUCCGCCGCACCUUCGAACCGUUCUGCCCGUCCAACAUGGUGCGGCUGCAGGCCGUUGGCAAAGUACAGGCCGCCGGGGUCGAUACCUGCAUCACCAUGACGCCGUUGCUGUUGGUCAGCAGCCCCUACGCCUUCGCCGAUAGCCUGCUGGCUACUGGCGUCGAGAAAUUCAUCGCCCAGCCUUUCCACUUUCAGCGAGGCAAAUUCCUCGCCGGCACGCGCGAAGCGGCUUUUGACCUGAUGGCGGAGAAGCUGGGUUGCGACCGGGCAUCCUUCAGGGAAGAAUAUAUGGAGCAUUACCGAAUGGUAUUCGGUGUCAUAAGCCAUAUGCUCCCCGAGCUGGGCGAAGGCAAAACCGGCUUCACCCCGCCUUUUUAA
Geodia barretti is the source of this 828-nucleotide messenger RNA. NCBI's taxonomy places the organism in Eukaryota, Metazoa, Porifera, Demospongiae, Tetractinellida, Geodiidae. The record is from the annotation of a GenBank genome assembly.